AUGCACGCCGACGACGGGCCUUCUACUGCGACCGACACGCAUCCUUCCCACGCCCCCCUCCGUCGCCUAAAGUCCAAAUCAUCUUUGUGGAGUCUGGCAAGCAGCACCACCACCACCUCCCGCGAAGACGACCUCGCCCCCGAAGAAGACAAGUCCCUGCUUCGUCCGUCUAUCCUCCGUCGCCUGUCCCCCGCGCUCGCCGCCCGGGUGAAGCUGCUCGACGGCGGCAACAAGGCGUCUGCUUCCCGCAACGCGAGCACGGUCGGCCGCAUCCCUGAGGCUCAUCUGAAGGAGUUGGACAGUCUCCACCAGGACCUGUCGAUCAGGGUCGAGAGGAAAGGCCAAGCCUGGGCUGGCUUGACACUCACAUCGACCUCGCCCGAACAGAUCCAAAACGCGUCGAAGACUUCUCAACAACGCGACUUCUCUCGCUCCGAUCCCGGGCCAGGUCUCGACCAUACCGACGUGGCUGUGGACGGCUCUGCAUUGUCAGACCCGACGACCGCUCACACGGAGUGUUCCUACCUACCCCCCUCUUCCACCUCCAUGUCUGUUGCAGAGCCAGCUCCGGCGCAGCUGCGCGCUGACCCAGACACAGCAGAACCCCAGUCCAGUGGAACCGGCCAAGAUAAGACAGACUUCGAGAAAUAUGUCGAAGACACGGCGCGCAAAGAAGAGGGCGCCGCCCCUAUACCCCCGUCGAAAGACUCUCCCCGAACCUAUUCGCUCUCCUCCUCCUCACAAUUCAACCCGCGAGGCCUACAGCGCACCGAAUCCAUAUACUCCUUUUCCCGCGCCUCGUUCAGCAAUCAGCUCUCUCAACUGACGUCCAUCCCCCUCCCGCAACCAUCUUCGCUCGAGGCAAACAUCGCCAGUAUUUCCACGGCUUUGGCUGCCGUGCGGGCCCUAAAUGGAGCCGCGGAGCAGAUCACGAUCUGGGUUAAGAAGGCAUCUGAUGUGCUCAAUGGCUUGGACGCUGAGGACGAUGUGGAGUGGGCAGCUGCUGGUGGCCGAGAGGGACUGGAAAGUGUCGACAAAGCCGUCACUCGAUUCGAGUCCCUGGUCAACGUCUACGUGGCGGCGAUUGAAAAUGUGCAACUCCGAGAAGAUAUUGCCACCGUCGAUACAGAAAAUCUGCAGGCUAUUGUUGGCCAGAUGGAAAGCAUCCUACAAAACUGGUCCCAAAUUAAAGUCAAGCUCCAGGGUGUCAAGGAUCAGGUGGAAUUGGCAAUGGAGUGGGAGGAACUAUGGUCGAACGUGUUGGGCGAUGUGGGCAUGGAAAUCGAGAACCUCAGCGGGCUGAUCUUCGAGAUGGAGGAGAAGCGACACGAGACGUUGAACGAUCCAGCUGACUCGAACGGAGGCCUUGACAUCAACGAGCUCGAAACCAUUGUCGAAGAGUCCCCGGUCAAGGGGCGCUCACCUUUGAACAACCGGCUGAGUAUCGGUCCCAUGCUGGCCGGAGCAUCCGGCACACCCGUCAUCAAAACUCCGCAGGAUGACUCCAGCCACUCCAACCUCAUGGCCAUCUUUGCACGCAUGCAGCCUCUUCGAGCGUCGUUGGACUUCUUGCCUAUGCGACUGUCCAUGUUUCAGUCCCGUGCCGAUUCGAUCUUCCCAAGCGCGUGUGAGGAGCUGGAGGACCGACGAAGCCACUUAGAGAAGAGCUAUAAAGUGCUUGAGGCGGAUGCAGAGUCUCUGCGGAAAGAACUGGGUGAGGACAAGUGGAUCUUGGUAUUUCGCAAUGCCGGCAGCCAGGCACAGAAGAUGUUUGAAUCGGUCGAGCGCAGCAUUGGCAAAUUGCAAGAAGGCAUAGAGACCGGUCUCCAACUGCAUAGUCCAUCAACAUUGACCAAGCGCAUGGAGAACUACGAGGCGAAGAAACAGCACUACGUACCAGCCAUCGAACGGGUGGUUGGGAUCAUUCAAAAGGGUGUGAAAGACCGCCUGACCGUCAAUGGCGAGAUCUUGCGUCUACUCUCGGAUAUGACAUCGCGGACAGAUGCGCUGAAGGCGAGUAUCCGGGUGAUGGAUACCUCCCUGGAGGACGUGCAGAUCGUCAAGGGCCAGCAGCUGCGUGACUCCAUCUCCAGCAUUAUCACAAUGGAUAGCCCGCUCAUGGGCAGCGCCAUCGAGACCCCUGGAAGCUCGCCUGCAUCGUCAGUGAUACUCGCCGGCAACGGACACAAGGGUGUCUCCACACCACAUGGUAGCUCAAGCCGCCGCGAGAGCUCAGUGGGUAGCUCGACUGGGCGUCUGUCCCUCUCAUCAAAGAUCCGACGCUACUCGGGACUGCCCCAGGCGACAUCUUCCACAUUGAGUAGCCGCAAGUCAUCCAUCCCUCAACGGAGCGGAGCCGGAUCCCCAACUCUAUCGAAUGCAAGAGGGUCAUACACCCCGACACCCGCCUCCCGCAAAUCGUCUCGUCCGUCGGCCCAGUCGCCGCUGAACAACCGGCCGCGUUGGAACAAUAGCACGAACACGAAUGACCUGAACAAGGAUUACAAUUUCAAGCCGCUCAGCGCAACCACUCCAUCCGCCUACCGCAAGUCCUCUGCCCCAGCGCACUCUCGCCCAUCAUCCACCAUCCCACUCCCCAACCCUUUCCGCCGCGAUAUCUCCGCCUCACCUGCACCCGGACACAGCCGCUCAAUCAGCCGCGUGUCGACCCGUCAGGGCUCCCGCAGCCCUGCUCCUAUGCGCGACAUCUCUCCCCGUGCUCCUGCCGGCAAUUCCUCCAUCCUUGACCCUCCACCAUACAGCCGACUCCGCCGGCCCUCGGGCCUAUCCAACACCCCCUCGCAGCCGCCAAAGUUUCGGCGGGAUGGGCUCAUCCUUCAGCCGCAGUGUCUCGCAAAACCAAGACCCAAGCGAAACACCCAGCAAAUCUAA
This is a messenger RNA of Penicillium riverlandense, 2892 nucleotides long. RefSeq names its product KAR9 family protein. Gene Ontology annotation, cellular component: cell cortex; mating projection tip; spindle pole body. Lineage: Eukaryota; Fungi; Ascomycota; Eurotiomycetes; Eurotiales; Aspergillaceae. The record is from RefSeq and is a predicted model, not a curated record. Gene Ontology annotation, biological process: establishment of spindle localization; mitotic spindle orientation checkpoint signaling; nuclear migration along microtubule. The transcript has 2 exons. Bases 1 to 2892 code for a protein of 963 amino acids.